Molecule: messenger RNA, 1066 nt
Organism: Dromiciops gliroides (monito del monte)
Lineage: Eukaryota; Metazoa; Chordata; Mammalia; Microbiotheria; Microbiotheriidae
Gene: PITPNB
Product: phosphatidylinositol transfer protein beta
Exons: 12
Coding region: 75-890 (271 amino acids)
Biological process (GO): phospholipid transport
Cellular component (GO): cytoplasm
Molecular function (GO): phosphatidylcholine binding; phosphatidylinositol binding; phosphatidylcholine intramembrane carrier activity
Source: RefSeq, a predicted model, not a curated record
GCUGCGCAAGCGCCGUGGGUGGCGGUAGCGGCGGCGGCGGCAGGGGAGACGGCGGCGGCAGAGGCGAGGGAACGAUGGUGCUGAUUAAGGAAUUUCGUGUGGUUUUACCAUGUUCGGUUCAAGAGUACCAGGUUGGCCAACUUUACUCUGUGGCUGAAGCCAGUAAAAAUGAAACAGGAGGUGGUGAAGGCAUUGAAGUCUUAACGAAUGAGCCUUACGAGAAGGAUGGCGAGAAGGGGCAGUACACACACAAGAUUUACCACUUGAAGAGUAAAGUUCCUGGGUUUGUCAGGAUGAUUGCUCCUGAGGGCUCUUUGGUAUUUCAUGAGAAAGCCUGGAAUGCAUACCCCUACUGUAGAACAAUUGUGACGAACGAAUAUAUGAAAGACGACUUCUUCAUAAAGAUUGAAACCUGGCACAAACCAGACUUGGGAACAAUAGAAAAUGUGCAUAAUUUAGAUCCUAACACAUGGAAGACAGUUGAAAUUGUCCAUAUUGAUAUCGCAGACCGAAGUCAAGUAGAACCUGCAGAUUACAAACCGGAUGAAGACCCAGCAUUAUUCCAGUCAGUCAAGACCAAGAGAGGACCUUUGGGACCCAACUGGAAGAAAGACCUGGCAAAUAACCAAGACUCUCCCCAAAUGUGUGCCUACAAGCUGGUAACCAUCAAAUUCAAGUGGUGGGGUCUGCAGAGUAAAGUAGAAAACUUUAUUCAAAAACAAGAAAAAAGAAUAUUUACCAACUUUCACCGCCAGCUCUUUUGUUGGAUUGACAAGUGGAUCGACCUGACUAUGGAAGACAUUCGAAGAAUGGAAGAUGAGACCCAGAAAGAGCUAGAAGCUAUGCGUAAGAAGGGUACCGUCCGAGGCACAACGGCUGCUGAUGUCUAGAUGAAUCUUCUGUAGGGUCAGAGGCCAUAUCAAGCUGUUUACGUAAUCAAGGUCAAGUAAGGGGAACCAGUGCUGCCCAUGAUGAAUGAGGAGGGAUCUGACCAGGAACUUGCAGUGUUGACGUUUCACAGACGUGUGCGUGUGACGCUCUGUCCACAUGUACCGCUAUCCAGACA